Molecule: messenger RNA, 847 nt
Organism: Myzus persicae (green peach aphid)
Lineage: Eukaryota; Metazoa; Arthropoda; Insecta; Hemiptera; Aphididae
Product: protein Mdm4-like
Exons: 4
Coding region: 380-847 (155 amino acids)
Source: RefSeq, a predicted model, not a curated record
UUAAAUAAUGAUGAGUAUGACGUUACAUGGGGUGGGAAAAGAUCUAGGUACCUGUAUACUUAUAAAUUACAGUCACCACUGCCACAAACAACUGCUGAUACAAGCGAAUCAGAGACUGAUAGUGUUCAAACCACUAGGACAAAAUCAACAGUUGAAGUCAUCAGUCAAAAAGAUACAUCUACUGAAAGUUGUUCAAGUAACUGUAGUUGUAAAAAUUCUAAAAAUACUGAUGGAGCUGAAGAGUUUGAAGAAUUUGAAGUCAGAAGUUCAUCAUCAUGCCAUAAUAUUCAUUUUAAUUCUUCAGACUCUUCAACAAUACUAACAAAUGAGGCUUCACAGAACAUUAUAAUCUGCAGUGACACAUUACCUGAUAUUGACAAUGGACACAAUGAAGAUUAACCAAAUAUCUACACUGACUACAAAUUUGCCACCUCCUGCUUGUUUCAAAAAAUGCCUACAGUGUAGCAAAGAAAAUCCAAAUCCAUAUUUUCAAUUUUGUUUUACAUGUUUCAAACAUCGUAUGGAAUUUUUUGGAAAAAAACCAGAGCCAAAAAGGAUUACGAAUUUGAAUAUUUUUUUAAAUAAAAAAGUCGGAAGUUUAAUUAAAGAGAGGAAUUCCCAGAAAUCAGAUUUAAAAGAAAUUGAAUCAAAUAAUGAUGAUGUAAAAAAUAAAGAUAAUUUAUGCAUUAUUUGUUUUUUUAACACAAGAAAUGGAAUUAUAAACCAUGGGAAAAUUGGACACAUUAUAACUUGUUAUUCUUGUGCAAAACGCUUAUGGAGUACAUCCAAUAAAUGUCCACUCUGUAACGUCAGAAUUAAAUGUGUGACAAAAAUGAUUGUCGUCUAA